Messenger RNA from Cricetulus griseus (Chinese hamster), 7541 nucleotides. The record is from RefSeq and is a predicted model, not a curated record. NCBI's taxonomy places the organism in Eukaryota, Metazoa, Chordata, Mammalia, Rodentia, Cricetidae.
GAUGACUAAUAUAUCUAGUGGGAGAAAGGCUGUUCAGAGGGAGGAAGAGCAGGAGAGCUAAGGUGCUGAGCUGUACACUCAGAAACGGGGAAUCUUGGAGACAGCUGGGAUUUUUGAUUGAGAGACUAAAGAGUGCUGACAAUGUUGAAAGCUGUGCUGAAGAAGAGCCGAGAGGGAGGAAAGGGAAGCAAGAAGGAAACAGGCAGUGACUUUGGUUCAGAGACACCCACCUUGUCCUCCAGUCACAGUGGUGACUCUCCCAUGAGCGGUCUUCCUACAGCAGAAGAUACCUACCGUGUGAGCUUGGCCAAAGGGGUUUCCAUGUCUCUUCCUUCAUCACCUUUGCUGCCUCGACAGUCCCACUUGACACAAUCAAGAUCAAACAAAAAAUCUCCAGGUCCCGUCAGGAAGCCCAAGUAUGUGGAGAGCCCCAGGGUGCCUGGAGAUACAGUUAUGGUCCCGUUCAGAGAAGGGUCCAAGCCCUCAGAGCCCAAUGAGAAUGAAGCAAAGGCCGAUAAUGAACCGAGCUGUUCUCCAGCAGCUCAAGAACUGUUGACAAGGCUGGGAUUUUUACUGGGAGAAGGGAUCCCAAGUGCCACACACAUAACUAUUGAAGACAAAAACGAAACCAUGUGCACAGCUCUGAGCCAAGGCAUCAGUCCUUGUUCCACACUGACAAGCAGCACCGCCUCUCCUAGCACCGAUAGCCCCUGCUCAACCUUGAAUAGCUGUGUCAGCAAGACGGCAGCCAACAAAAGUCCCUGUGAGACCAUUAGCAGCCCUAGUUCCACCCUGGAAAGCAAGGACAGUGGAAUUAUAGCCACAAUUACAAGCUCAUCGGAAAAUGAUGACCGGAGUGGCUCCAGUUUGGAAUGGAAUAAAGAUGGGAGCCUAAGGUUAGGGGUUCAGAAGGGACUGCUUCAUGAUCGAAGGACAGAUAACUGCUUCCCAGUGGCAGAAGAGGAGACCACUGGGUCAGCGGAGAGCGAGCUGCCCAAGGCGGAACCCUCAGCUGGAGAUGGUCCGAUCCCUUAUUCUCAGAGCUCCAGCUCGUUAAUAAUGCCACGGCCCAACUCAGUUGCAGCGACAAGUUCUACCAAAUUGGAAGACCUGAGUUAUUUAGAUGGGCAGAGAAAUGCUCCUCUCCGGACUUCAAUUAGAUUGCCUUGGCACAAUACGGCUGGAGGUAGGACACAGGAAGUUAAAGCACGGUUUGCUCCCUACAAGCCACAGGACAUCUUGUUGAAGCCCCUGCUGUUUGAAGUGCCAAGCAUCACAACUGACUCUGUGUUUGUGGGAAGGGACUGGCUCUUUCAGCAGAUAGAAGAAAACUUGAGGAACACAGAACUGGCAGAAAACAGAGGAGCGGUGGUCGUGGGAAAUGUGGGAUUCGGGAAGACAGCCAUCAUUUCCAAGUUGGUGGCACUAAGCUGUCAUGGAAGCCGCAUGAGACAGAUUGCAUCUAGCAGCCCCAGUUCAUCACCUAAAACAUCAGAUCCCACCCAGGACCUCCCUUUCACGCCGUUGCUUUCACCAAGUUCUUCCACAAGUGCUCUCAGUGUGGCCAAAACACCUGCUGGGGCUGGCAGUGCUGAAAACCAGAGACCGAGAGAGGAUGCAGUGAAAUACCUGGCUUCUAAGGUGGUGGCCUACCAUUAUUGCCAGGCUGACAACACUUACACAUGCCUGGUGCCCGAGUUUGUGCACAGCAUUGCGGCUCUGCUGUGCCGGUCCCACCAGCUGGCUGCCUACAGAGACCUUCUGAUCAAGGAGCCCCAACUGCAGAGCAUGCUGAGCCUCCGCUCCUGUGUGCAGGACCCUGUGGCUGCUUUCAAGAGGGGCGUGCUGGAGCCACUUACAAGCCUAAGAAAUGAGCAGAAAAUUCCAGAAGAGGAGUACAUCAUUUUGAUAGAUGGCUUGAAUGAAGCUGAAUUCCAUAAGCCUGAUUACGGAGAUACACUGUCUUCAUUUAUUACCAAAAUUAUUCCUAAAUUCCCCACCUGGCUGAAGUUGAUUGUGACUGUGAGAGCAAAUUUUCAGGAAAUCAUCAGUGCUCUGCCAUUUGUCAAGCUUUCCUUAGAUGACUUUCCAGACAACAAAGACAUUCACAGCGACCUGCAUGCUUACGUCCAGCACAGGGUCCACAGCAGCCAGGACAUCCUCAGCAAUAUCUCCCUGAACGGCAAGGCCGACGCUGCCCUCAUCAGCAAAGUCAGCAGCCAUCUGGUGCUGCGGAGCCUUGGUUCCUACUUGUACCUCAAGCUCACGCUGGACCUCUUCCAGCGGGGACACCUGGUCAUAAAGAGUGCCAGCUACAAGGUGGUACCCGUGUCUCUGUCUGAGCUCUAUUUGCUGCAGUGCAACAUGAAGUUCAUGACCCAGUCUGCCUUCGACAGAGCCCUUCCCAUUUUAAACGUGGCCCUGGCGUCCCUCCACCCCAUGACGGAUGAGCAGAUAUUUCAGGCUAUCAAUGCUGGCCACAUCCAAGGCGAGCAGGGCUGGGAGGACUUUCAGCAGCGGAUGGAGGCCCUCUCCUGCUUCCUCAUUAAGAGGAGAGACAAAACGCGCAUGUUCUGCCACCCAUCCUUCAGAGAAUGGCUGGUGUGGAGAGCAGAUGGGGAAAGCACAGCCUUCCUGUGUGAGCCCAGGAAUGGACACGCUCUACUGGCGUUCAUGUUCUCUCGACAGGAAAGCAAGCUGAACCGCCAGCAGACCAUGGAGCUUGGCCACCACAUCCUGAAGGCACACAUUUUCAAGGGCCUCAGUAAGAAGACUGGAGUCUCCUCGAGCCAUCUGCAGGCCCUGUGGAUUGGUUACAGCACAGAAGGGCUGUCUGCUGCCCUGUCCUCUCUCAGGAAUCUCUAUACUCCCAACGUGAAGGUGAGCCGGCUCCUGAUUUUGGGAGGGGCCAACGUGAACUAUAGGACAGAAGUGUUAAAUAAUGCCCCCAUCCUGUGCGUCCAGUCUCACCUUGGCCAUGAGGAAGUUGUCACUCUACUUCUGGAAUUUGGCGCCUGCCUGGAUGGGGUGUCGGAGAAUGGAAUGAACGCACUCUGCUACGCAGCUGCUGCAGGCCACAUGAAGCUGGUGUGUCUGCUGACCAAGAAGGGGGCAAGGGUAGACCACUUGGAUAAGAAAGGUCAGUGUGCACUCGUCCACAGUGCGCUUCGGGGCCACAGUGACAUUCUCCAGUACUUACUGAAUUGUGAGUGGGCAGCAGGUCCUCCCCAGCCUGGCACACUAAGGAAGAGCCAAGCCCUGCAGCAGGCACUGACAGCAGCGGCCAGCAUGGGCCACAGCUCGGUAGUCCAGUGCUUGCUGGGAAUGGCAGAGGAACAUGAAAUCGAAGUCAAUGGCACCGACACAUUGUGGGGAGAAACAGCCCUGACUGCUGCUGCCGGGAGAGGAAAGUUGGAGGUCUGUGAGCUGCUGCUGGAGCGUGGAGCUGCUGUGUCUCGGGCCAACAGGAGAGGGGUCCCCCCUCUAUUUUGUGCAGCCCGCCAGGGGCAUUGGCAGAUUGUCAGAUUGCUUUUGGAUCAUGGCUGCGAUGUGAACCUGAGUGACAAGCAGGGUCGGACACCUCUCAUGGUGGCUGCCUGUGAAGGACACCUGAGCACUGUGGAAUUCCUCCUUUCAAAAGGUGCUGCUCUUUCUUCCCUGGACAAAGAGGGCUUGUCAGCAUUGAGUUGGGCAUGUCUGAAGGGUCACAGGGCUGUGGUCCAGUACCUAGUUGAAGAAGGAGCUGAGAUAGAUCAGACAGACAAAAAUGGCCGCACUCCCUUGGACCUGGCUGCCUUCUAUGGUGAUGCAGAAACGGUGCUGUAUCUGGUGGAGAAGGGAGCUGUGAUCGAGCACGUGGACCACAGUGGGAUGCGCCCCCUGGACAGAGCCAUCGGUUGUCGGAACACCGCUGUGGUGGUUACGCUGCUUAGGAAAGGAGCCAAACUAGGAAAUGCCGCUUGGGCGAUGGCCACAUCCAAACCUGAUAUUUUGAUUAUACUUUUACAGAAAUUGAUGGAGGAAGGAAAUGUGAUGUACAAGAAAGGGAAGAUGAAGGAGGCAGCCCAGAGGUACCAGUAUGCACUAAGGAAGUUCCCUCGGGAAGGAUUCGGAGAAGACAUGAGGCCAUUCAAUGAACUCAGAGUCUCCCUGUAUCUCAAUCUGUCUCGAUGCCGAAGGAAAACAAAUGACUUUGGCUUGGCAGAAGAAUUUGCUUCAAAGGCUCUGGAAUUGAAACCCAAGUCCUAUGAAGCCUUUUAUGCCCGGGCAAGAGCAAAAAGGAAUAGCAGGCAGUUCCUGGCAGCCCUGGCUGACUUGCAGGAGGCUGUGAACCUCUGUCCCACAAACCAGGAAAUCAAGAGGCUGUUGGCUCGUGUUGAAGAAGAGUGCAAGCAACUCCAGAGGAACCAGCAGCAAAAACAGCAGGGGCCCCUGCCAGCUCCAUCCAAUGACUCAGAUAAUGAAGAGGACGUGCCAGCCUCUAGCUUAAAAGACCACUUCCCCAUCGAGGAGGCAGAAGAGGAGGAAACCUCCUCGCAGGAAGAAUCCAUUUCCCCGACUCCCAGAUCCCAGCCACCGGCCUCUGUCCCUUCUCCGUAUAUCCGAAACCUUCAAGAGGGAUUACAGUCCAAAGCCAGGCCAGUGUCACCUCAGAGCCGGGCAGGCAUCAGCAAGUCCCUGAGAGAGACUGUAGCUCAGCCAGGCUUGGUUAUGCAGCCUACAAAACAGGCACAGAUAGUGAAGACCAACCAACAUCUGGGUUCUGGGCAGUCUAGUAUGAGGAGCAGUAGCGCAAAACUACAAGUUUCUUCCCAGAACCCUCCGCCAAGUCCCAUGCCUGGUAGAAUAUCUGCAGCCCCUACCGGGAGCAGAAACCAGCAUUUGGAAGGAAAGGGUCCCUUCACUGCAGGAACUGGUUGUGGCCAUUUUGGGGAACGGCUGGGCCCCAGUCAGAAUCUUCAGCUGCAGCGCAGUGAGAGCGGCACUGCAUAUCCUUUACCAAGCAAAGUCAAAGCUGCAGAGCGGCUCUUGGCUCAUGCCUCCAUGACCGUGGAUGUAGCUCCUCCAAGCCAGGGUGGACCAGUGAGCUGCAGUGAUGUGCGGCACCUGGCUUCCCACACUAGCUCCGGCUCUUCUGGCUCUCCAUCCAGCAGCAUUAAGAUGUCAAGUUCAACCAGUAGUUUGACUUCCAGCAGUAGUUUUUCAGAUGGAUUCAAGGUCCAAGGACCAGACUCUCGAAUCAAAGACAAAGGUACCAACCAGGUGCAGGGCGGCACCACUGAACACAGGCCCCGCAAUACUCCAUUCAUGGGCAUCAUGGACAAGACUGCCAGGUUUCAGCAGCAGAGCAAUCCUCCAAGUCGCUCCUGGCACUGUCAGGUGGCAGAGGGGCUACUGACAAACACAGCCACUGCAGCUGGCCUGCAGUCUAACUCCGAGAAGUCCACUCUCAAGCCAGGAGGCUAUUGUAGCCAAGCCAAACCCAGUUCAUUUUCUGCCCUGAGCACAAAUGUCCACAAUGGGGCACAGGUGAAGGAGCUGGAGGAGAGUAAUUGCCAAAUUCCAGCCCUGUGUCAAGACAACAGGAUAACUAAGGGUGUUCCUCACCUGUACCAGGAAAACAUCUCCAAGCAGCCGCCUCAUGUCAGUACGGAAGCCCACAGGAGCCACCUCACUUCAGCGAAACCAAAGCGAUCAUUCAUAGAGUCAAAUGUGUGAGCCUUAAAGCAACCCUGUGUGGUAUCUGGAGUGCAGUCUGUUGGCUCGUGGUAGCGAAUAAUGUCGUCUUCUUCUUCUUUUUUUUUUUUUUUUUCAUUAUAAAAAUUACAUUUUAGCCAUAUAUUCCACCUCCUGGGUGGAUCCGAUGCCAUUGACAUAUUAAAAAUAUAGGAUAAAACUAUAGUAAGUAGCUAGAAAUCACCCACAAGCAGGAAUACUAAACAGAAUUGAAAAUUACAGUCAGCUUCUACCUAUCAAUUUAAAGGCUGCCAAGGAGACAUCAACCUAUGCUGUUCUCUUAGGAGACCAUUUGGUUUGCUAUGUACAAAAGCACAUUUACUUAGAAAAGAAAAGAAAAAAAAAAACAUUGGUAAAAGAUUUUAAUUCCUGACUUAAUAUCUGGAAGUGUGUUCUGGCUAAAAUGGGGAAAUAUUUAAGUUACAGAUCCCUUUAGCCACACCCCAGGUCUUACACAUGCAUAAAAAUUACAACCUGAGUGGUUUCUAGAUGAAUAUAAAUGUGACUGUAAACAGCAGGGUUUUUUUUUUUUUUUUUUUUUUUUUCUUUCUGUGAGGGAAAUAUGAGCACACCCUAGUAUCAUUCCUGUCAUGGCAGUUACUCAGAGGGGAUCAAACACUUACUUCUAUGUUACAGUCUUUUUGCAGAGUAUUUUUAUAGUCCCCUUUUGGAACUAUAUUUAUGCUUCACAGUGUUGCUGAAGAAAGGGAAGAGGCUAUCUAGCAUUUUGAUUGUUACCAGGUCAGAUACUUGCGUGCAAAAGUAAUAAGAGAAGCACUCUUGAUGGUGCCUACAAAUUAUCUCUAACUGGUUCCAGAAGUCCUCAGGACAGUGCUGGAAGUCUCUGAAACAAGCCUCCAAUGUCCUCUAGGGCCAGGGUUUAAACAGGACCCUUGAGGACUGGGUGUUCGUUUUUGUUUUCAUUAUUGCAGUCAUUAUUUCGUAAUCACAUGUUGUAUAUAUAAAUGGCUAGCCCAGUUUUAUUCAGACUUGUAAAUAUAACCCAAAAGAAGUUAAUCUAAAGACAAACAACAGAACCCCGCCAUUGAUCUGCAUGUCCUCUGUAAGCUUCAUCCAUGCUGGUCACUGCACUGAACAAUGCGUUCUCAUGGCAUGUUAACAGUAUACCCGUAACAGCACUUUAUCUCAUUGUAUGAACACCUCUGAGGUGCUAAAGUCCAAGCUGGCCUACUAUUCCUCUGUAAAGAUAAGGUACAGGGAUUCAAGGUAUUUUUAUAUGGAAAAUGGUAUUAUUGGAAGAUGUUCAAAUGCUGGUUUGAGAGAAGUGGGGGAAGUAUUUUAUAUGUUGAGAUGUGAGAUGUAUUUUCUAGAACUGGGGAGAAGGAAGUUCUAUAUUUGCAGAAUGUUUUAAAAAUGAAUAGCCGUGAUGUCCCUGCAAACAUCACGAAGGUUUUUGUACGAAUAGGAACCUUGCAGUAUGACUCAGCGUUUGUUCCUGUGUGUGUAGCGUGCUUUGUACAAAAAGCUAGGCCAUUUGUAUGAGCUUUCUCUGAGUUCUGCUCUAAUUACUAUGGCUAUUUAUUGUUUUCUUUAAUAUUUGUGAAAGUCUUUCUCCUUUGUUAUGUAGUUUGUUUCUGCACAACUACUGUACUUUUCCAUAUGGAAUAAAAACCAUUAUUACAAGUGGGUUGGGCUUCAUUGAUCAGGGGUAAGUAGACAGUAAUAUCUCUUCAACAGCUAUCUGCCUCAUUUUAAUGUUACCCUAAAGAGUGAAAAACGCUUUCAAUAUGCCAACAAGCGCAUGUUUCAUUUUCAUUUCAGAAUAAAGUGGGAGCUCCUAGAAA